CGUGAGCCACACACCUUCGGAUCGAAGAAGCAGCAGCGGUCAAAUUGGUCUGCAACGGUGGUCGUGUAUACUUAUGCGCUAUCAGAUUCUUUGUGGGAGAAUUAAGCUAUAUAUGGUGACUGGCCAUAUCCUGCACAGACUUUGGUGGUCCUGAGACCAAGCUGACGGUUUCUAGGACGAGAACAAACAGGUCGAGAGAUUUUUCGCUGCAUAUGCGCUGAUGGUCUCUCGAAUGAGGACACUGCAGGUGGAGGAGAGCUGCCUGCUCGGUUCGAUUGGUUCCCCUUUUUGGGAUCCCCCAAGGGCUGAAGUUUAAAAACUCGACUCCCUGGCGGUCUGAUCAUCGAUUAAGCCGCUGAUCCCUCCUCUUUUUGGGAGAAGUUCGUGUGCAAAGUUGCACGCAGGUGCUUGUCUCCGCUACAGAUCGAAGGUAUAACUUGUGCAGACGACGGAUUUUUCUUUCUGGUGCAGCGGCGAAUAUAUAGGUCGGUCCACGGCGUCUCCAUGUCAUUGGAGCUCUUGUUAGAUUCUUGAACAAGCUGAUAGCUGUCCACAUCUGGCAGACACUUGAGCUUGUGGCCAUAUAUAUAUACAUACAUAUAUAUCUAUAUAUAUUAUAUAUAGAUAUAUAUAGAUAGAUAUAUAUCAUAUCCUUUCCAUUGGCAUUCAUCAUGGAGCUAGCCGAGGGCAUUCUUUCUGCCACUGCAUCUCCGAGUGGCUUUUCGUUCCCUGGCCCUUCUGACGUCUGUGCGUCACGCAAGUCUCCUUCUUGUGUAAGAGCUGCAUCUUGCAUACCGUCGGCCGCGAUGACUUCUUCUUCUGCUUCUUCAUCCUGCCUGUCAACGGAGGCAGCAGCGCUGAGGGCACGGACAAGCAGUCAUCGACUCCUCGGAGGAAGCAGCCUGUGGCCUUGCGAGCAAGCUCUGUGGACAAGUGAUGCAGGGGCAGGCAGACGGCAACCUGCAAGGCGAAUGAAGGGCAGACAAGCGAGGGUAAGAUCCGCACCCGUUGCAGAGCUGGCACCCAACGAUGGUGUGAGGUGGUGGGAGAGGAAAGGUGGGGAGAAUGUCAAAGACAUUCGUUCGGCGCAAGAGUUCGUGGAUGCAUUGUCGGCUGCCGGCGAACGCCUUGUUGUCGUGGAUUUCUAUGCCACCUGGUGCGGUUCUUGCAGGGCUCUCUAUCCAAAAGUCCUCCGGCUAGCAUCCGAAUACAGCAUGGUAGAUUUUCUGAAAGUUAACUUCGAUGAGAACAAACCCCUGUGCAAGAGCCUCAACGUCAAAGUUCUGCCCUUCUUCCACUUCUAUCGCGGUGCAUCUGGUCGAUUGGAUGCUUUCUCGGCAUCAAUCACCAAGUUCCAGAAGCUCAAGGAUGCCGUAGAACAACACAAUACGGAGCGCUGCAGCUUAGGCCCGCCUCUCGGGGUGGGGGACAUACCGCUCCCAGGCGUGAGCAGGCCAACAGCGGAGCCUGACUCCUCCGCUAUCCCCCCUUUAUCGCCUGCCACCCCUGUAGGGUCCUCUGCAUCUCCUUCACCCUCGGUACUACCCUCCUCUCUGUCCACGAGUUCCUUCUCUGAUGCCUCCUCAGAUUUCCCCCUCAACACUGGAGUUAGCCCCUCUUCAUUUCCCUCCUCUGUUCCCUCCUCUGUUCCCUCCUCUGUUCCCUCCUCAUYCCCCCCCCCCSCCGCUGACAAUCCUGACUCGAUACCCCCCCGUUUGCCUGCAUUCCUGAACCAGAAAUGAUGACCUCCCCCACUUCCAGAUGCGCCACCACCGUAUGUGGGAGAGCCGCUGUAAGGGGGGUUGAGCUGGUGGGACCAGCAGGUGGAGCUGGGGAGUGACCUACGUAGUACUUUUAUUAUAUUGCGCAUCAUGUACCACACUCCGUCUGGAUUCAUGCUCUCUUCGUCAUGGUUGAGGGAGGGUGCUACUUCAACCAAUCUUUGAAACUCGAAACCGAACGAUUGGAUGAGAUCCGACGAUCGGAAGCACACCUUACUGCUGCUGCUGCUGCUGCGCUGCUGCUGGUGGUGGUGGUGGCGGCGGCGUGAGGUAUGGAUGCAGGAAAAGACAGAGAGGUGGUUUGUGAUGGCGUUAGCUGUGUGGUUGCCGCCUCACUCGUAAUGGGGUUCCAGCUGUCGUCCGAUUUUGUCGUGCCGACGACAGCUGUCAAGCUCGCGUAGAGUCAUUGGCUUGUUUUUGGAUUCUUGCUGCCUCCUAAAAAUAGUCAAUAACCACCUCCAGGCAUCUGUUGUAUGGACCAGAAACUGGGGUAUAAUAAUAAUUAUUUAAAUUAUGGACAUGGCUCGCAAGCUGCGUUGUCACAGCCAGAGUACUCUGGCUGUGGCCAGAUGCGCCUUCGCUACUGAUAGGCACCGCAUGCCGCUCCUCUCUCUCUCUCCCAUUCGCUACUGAUGGUACGGGAGCUCGCUCUCUUGCUCAGUCUCUCUCCCUGUACCAAAUGGCUGUGUUCCUGUUUUCACAAAUCUGUGUGUUUCCAGCUCGUGGAAAACACACUCGUAGGGGGACUCUGAAAAAAAAACCGUCUUUCGAGCAUUGUCACUAUGGUGUAAAUAUUGCUUUUAAUAUU
This is a messenger RNA of Chara braunii, 2589 nucleotides long. The record is from the annotation of a GenBank genome assembly. Lineage: Eukaryota; Viridiplantae; Streptophyta; Charophyceae; Charales; Characeae.